AUGCUGCUGCAACUGAGCAGAGCGGCGCCAGCAGUGAGCCUGUUGAGCAACAAUGCUGCACAGCAGGAGCAGCAGGUGGCAAGAGGCGCCCGUCAGUUGGACCGCUUCAAUCAUCGCUUUCCGGAUGGCAGCUACGAGUUUCGAUUUGAACUGGAUGAUGGCUCGGCUCGAUAUGAGCGCGGUUAUUUUGCAUACAUUAAUGAGGUGAAGACUUUAAUGGUUGUGGGCUACUACUCUUACCGCAUGCCCGAUGGACGUUACAUCACUGUCUUCUACAAUGCGGAUCAGUUUGGCUACCGGCAAAAUCAAUCCAUCACUCCUCAAGUGUAUCCCGAUUUGCCGCGUUCGAUUGAGGUGCCUGUGACCAAAGAUUCGACAACAGUGUCACCACCUAAGAAGGCAACAACGCCGCCAAAGAACCAACAGUUUUGGCAACCACCCACUGUCAGCACCACGCCCAGGCUGAUGACGUACUCGUCCACUCGCAGCGGUCGCUUCUGA
Messenger RNA from Drosophila grimshawi, 501 nucleotides. RefSeq lists its product as uncharacterized. The record is from RefSeq and is a predicted model, not a curated record. Bases 1 to 501 code for a protein of 166 amino acids. Gene Ontology annotation, cellular component: chitin-based extracellular matrix. The transcript is spliced from 2 exons. NCBI's taxonomy places the organism in Eukaryota, Metazoa, Arthropoda, Insecta, Diptera, Drosophilidae. Gene Ontology annotation, molecular function: structural constituent of chitin-based larval cuticle.